AUGUCAACAACAGAGAACACAACAACAGUUAUAGUCCAUGAAGCUAUAAAUGAAGAAUAUGAGUACAUACAGUUUAACAAACAACUCCGUCUCAUUCGUUCAGUCAAAGACGAUAUGUACCAAAUGCAAAGUAUUUUGAACGCUCUUCGUUCUACAAAGCAAGCAUAUCAUUGGUUUGAAAACCAACAGACAAAAGAACUUUUAGAAGAAUUUCCUCAUAUGUUUGCUUCCCUCGGAAAACCGAGGAAUGAGAUUCCGUAUGAAAAUCGUAAAAAUUUGCCAAUAAAUUUAAGAGGAUAUUAUGUACAUAGACUUCUUGUAAAUGCUGUUGCAAUGUGGGCUUCGCCUCGUUAUGCUUGUUAUAUUUUCAUGAUGUUAGAUGAAAUUCAUAGACAAGAACGUGAAGAGAUGGAAAACAAGCUUGAAGCAAAAGA
Molecule: messenger RNA, 434 nt
Organism: Trichomonas vaginalis G3
Lineage: Eukaryota; Parabasalia; Trichomonadida; Trichomonadidae
Product: KilA, N-terminal/APSES-type HTH, DNA-binding family
Exons: 1
Source: RefSeq, a predicted model, not a curated record